GGUACAUUCGGAGGUUCCAGUUUAGGGGGACUUACAGGCACAGGCCGUAUGGCCUCAAGUUGCCGUCGGCCCAUCUCUGGUUCUGGAAUGAGAUCUGUAAGCGGCCUUGGACCCAAUGCCGGACUAAUUGGCUCGUCUUCACGACGCCGUGUGCUUGCAACUCGUCAAGUCGACCUGGCUGAAUUUGCCUCAGCGUUACCUACACAGACAAGUCUUAAGGUGGUGCUUCGGCUAGCUUCUAAAAAGCUAGUUUCCGCCAAACUCUGCCUGACAUUGCAUAGUUUUAUCCUCAAGGAGGGCGAAGCCACUGAUGAAGAUAUGAUAUCACUCGCCUCACUGAUGUCCCUGAGUCGUCAAGGUAGCUUCAAUGUUGGCGCCGGGGUAACUAUCAAUGAAGUAGGCGGCCUGCCUGGAUUGACGGCUCAUCUUCAGCAGCGGCAAGAACAGCAGAAAAUACAUACGGAUGGGGCACAUUGGUUGCCACAUAUUUCUAGUAGGCCUAGUUUUUAA
Molecule: messenger RNA, 510 nt
Organism: Protopolystoma xenopodis
Lineage: Eukaryota; Metazoa; Platyhelminthes; Monogenea; Polystomatidea; Polystomatidae
Source: the annotation of a GenBank genome assembly